Messenger RNA from Gopherus flavomarginatus (Mexican gopher tortoise), 1335 nucleotides. Its product is annotated as alanine aminotransferase 2-like. The record is from RefSeq and is a predicted model, not a curated record. Bases 1 to 1335 code for a protein of 444 amino acids. NCBI's taxonomy places the organism in Eukaryota, Metazoa, Chordata, Testudines, Testudinidae. Gene Ontology annotation, biological process: biosynthetic process. The transcript has 11 exons. Gene Ontology annotation, molecular function: L-alanine:2-oxoglutarate transaminase activity; pyridoxal phosphate binding.
AUGGCGGUGGGGAGGAAGGUCCUGACCCUGGACUCCGUGAAUCCGUGUGUCAAAGGCACCAGGCUCCCCACGCUCGCGCCCCUGCUGGAGAGGGCCUCGGAAAUCCAGCGCCAGCUGGCGCAGGGAGAGGAGAAGCCCUUCCGGGAGGUUAUCUGGUGUCACUCAGGUGACCCCCACGCUGCAGGCCAAAGACCCAUCACCUUCCUACGCCAGGUGGCUGCCAUCUGCGCUUACCCAGAGCUGCUGCAUGCCGACUCCAUGCCACGGGACGCCAAGCAGCGAGCCAGCCGCAUCCUGCAGGAGCUGCAUGGCUCCAGUGCCGGGGCGUGUAACAUGGAGUACAUCACCACCGCUGUCCCCCAGACGGUGACCCACUACCUGGAGAGGAGAGACGGGGGCAUCCGCUGCAACCCCAGGAACAUCAUCACAUGCGGGGGCAUUACCAGGGCCAUAGUGGACUUCCUCUCCCUGGUGGUCAAUGAGCAGGACCCCAGCAGGGCGGGCGUGCUGCUGCUGGUGCCCGGGCACCCUCUCUUUGCAGAUGCCAUAGCGCUGGCCGGUGCCGUCGCGGUGCAGUACCACCUGGAUGAGGAAGGUGGCUGGGCCCUGGACAUUGGGGAGAUCAGGCGGGUGCUUGGCCAAGCCAGGGGGUACUGCACCCCCAAAGUGCUCUGUGUCAUCAACCCCGGGGACCCGACAGGUGAGCCAUGUGCUGAGCAGGAUGUUCUUCAGCUGGCUGCCCAGGAGAGGCUGCUCCUGCUGGCGGAUGAGGUUCAUCAGGAGAGCAUGUUCACCCCAGACUCCCCCUUCCUCUCCUUUAAGCGGGUUCUGUGUGAGCUGGGCCCCGUGGUCUCCAGCGUGGUGCAGCUAAUCUCCUUCUACUCCGUCUCCAAGGGCUUCGCCCCAGAUGCUGACCUGUCCCAGACCCCUGGGGUGCCAGUGUGCCAGGCGUACCGCCAAUCAGAGGCAAACACUGAGACGCAGGUGGUGCUGAGCGACCUGGCCCACAACGCGCAGCUGACCCAGGAGGUCUUCAGCCAGGUGCCCGGGAUCCACUGUAACCCCGUGCAGGGCGCCAUGUAUUCCUUCCCCAGGAUCCAGAUCCCAGCCAGGGCUGUGCAGGAGGCCCAGGCCCUCGGUCUGGAGCCUGAUUUAUUCUUCUGUCAGAAGCUUCUGGAGGCGACGGGGAUCGUACUGGCCCCAGGGAGCACCUUCGGGCAGUGCCUGGGCACCCACCACGUCAGGGUGACGCUGCUGCCCCCAGUGAAGACGCUGAGGAUUGUCUUACAAACCAUUGCAGACUUCCACUCUGCGUUCCUGCAGCGAUAUUCCUGA